CCGAUGUCACUUUUGUUGAAAAUAAACCAUAUUUUUCUACACCUUACAUUCCGGAGGAGCUUCCUACAAUUGUUGAUUCCGAUGUUGAUUUGUCUCUUGAUAUUUCUUCAUCAAGAGAAGUAGCUCCUCAUGAACGACCUCUUGAUGAUCAUUUUGAUAAGGUGUAUACAAGGAAAAAGGAUGCCAUUCCUGCUUCUGCGAGCAAGAUCAAUCACUUGUACCGAGUUCCGAACUUGAGGUAA
This is a messenger RNA of Dovyalis caffra, 242 nucleotides long. The record is from the annotation of a GenBank genome assembly. NCBI's taxonomy places the organism in Eukaryota, Viridiplantae, Streptophyta, Magnoliopsida, Malpighiales, Salicaceae.